AUGGCGUUCAAGACCAAAUACGGGUUAUACGAGUGGUUGGUUAUGCCUUUUGGUCUUACCAACACGCCUAGCACGUUUAUGAGGUUAAUGAAUUACGUAUUAAGGUCAUUUAUCGAUUUUGCGAAGACUUUCGAGAUCGAGUGCGAUGCCUCAGGUGUGGGAAUUGGUGUUGUUUUGACACAAGAGGGCCGACCUGUGGCUUAUUUUAGCAAGAAACUCAGCGGAGCCCAUAUCAAAGGCCAACAUAAAUUGAACCGCCGCUACGCGAAGUGGGUUGAAUAUCUUGAGUCGUUUCCAUAUGUCAUCAAGCACAAGAAAGGUAAAGAUAAUAUAGUGGCUGAUGCGCUCUCGAGAAGGUAUACCUUGUUAUCAUAUUUGGAUUCCAAAAUUCUAGGUUUUGCUUUAUUGAAAGAUACUUAUGCUAAUGACUCUGAUUUUGGUGAGAUCUACGUUAAUUGCGAAAACGGUGUUUUUGACACUUUUUAUAGGUACGAGGGCUUCAUUUUCAAGGAAGGUAAAUUAUGCAUUCCCUGUGGAUUUGUUCGAGACUUACUAGUGCACGAGGCACAUAGUGGCGGGCUUAUGGGCCAUUUCGGAGUCAAUAAGACGCUUGCCACUCUCCACGAACACUUCUAUUGGCCACAGAUGUGA
Messenger RNA from Gossypium arboreum, 651 nucleotides. RefSeq lists its product as uncharacterized. The record is from RefSeq and is a predicted model, not a curated record. The transcript is spliced from 3 exons. Lineage: Eukaryota; Viridiplantae; Streptophyta; Magnoliopsida; Malvales; Malvaceae. Bases 1 to 651 code for a protein of 216 amino acids.